Anguilla rostrata (American eel) is the source of this 2152-nucleotide messenger RNA. Its product is annotated as indoleamine 2,3-dioxygenase 2-like. Gene Ontology annotation, molecular function: indoleamine 2,3-dioxygenase activity; heme binding; metal ion binding. Gene Ontology annotation, cellular component: cytoplasm. The transcript is spliced from 10 exons. The record is from RefSeq and is a predicted model, not a curated record. Gene Ontology annotation, biological process: 'de novo' NAD+ biosynthetic process from L-tryptophan. Bases 147 to 1427 code for a protein of 426 amino acids. Lineage: Eukaryota; Metazoa; Chordata; Actinopteri; Anguilliformes; Anguillidae.
AAAGGGAAACUGGAAAGCACAGUCUGGAGUUUAUCAAUCGAUUCACGUGGGUAUCACUUCCCACUGAGCCGCUUCGGGGAUUCUGAAGCGAAGGGAGUGGCUGGAGGCGUGUCUUCAACGACUGGGUCAAUACUGGUUUAAAAGUGAUGCAGGAGCACCCUGUGAUAAAUCACAGAAUACCCGGCGUAGGCCUAACCAUGGAUGACAGUUCCAGUGGCAUCAGCAUACGUGCGCCUGUUGAUUUGAGCUCUUUCUGUGUGUCGGAGAAGUACGGGUUCCUCCUAACAGAUCCUCUGACCGAUCUCCCAGAGUACUACCGGACAUGGAUGGAUUUAGCGGGAAACCUCCCCCACCUUGUACAGACCCGUCAGCUCCAGGCCAGAGUGGCAGAGAUGCCUCUACUGAGCACCAGCUACCUCAGGGGCCACAGGGAGCUGCGGCUGGCACGCAUGGCACUGGGCUUCAUCACCAUGGGAUACGUGUGGCAGGAGGGCGGGCACCAACCAGCGAAGGUCCUGCCUAAAGCGCUAGCUGUACCAUUCUGCACGGUCUCCAAGAUGCUGGGGCUCCCGCCCAUCCUAGUUUAUGCCGACUGUGUGCUGGCCAACUGGAGGCUGAGGGACCCCGACAGGCCCUUGGAAAUUGAGAACGUUGACACGCUCUUCACGGUUCCAGGGGGGGAAAGCAGCAGGAGCUUCUUCCUGGUCUCCCUGCUGGUGGAGCAGUCGGCUUGCACAGGACUGCAGGGAGUUGCCACGGUAAUGAACUCCAUGCUGACGGGUGACAUUGCUGCGAUGCUGGAGGCCCUCGCCGUGGUGAGGGACUCUAUCGGGAGAAUGACGGAGGUGUUCAAGCUUAUGCACAAGUACGUUGACCCCACGCUGUUUCACAACAGUGUGCGGACCUUCUUCAUGGGGUGGAAAAAUAACCCCGCCCUGCCGGAUGGUCUGUGGUACGAGGGGGUCGGGGAACAGCCCCUGCGACUCACAGGGUGCAGUGCGGGACAAAGCUCCUCCAUUCAAUGCUUCGACCUGCUGCUGGGGGUACAGUACAGUGAUGACACCGGCCGCUCUUUCAUGAAGACGAUGCGCGCCUACAUGCCCCCGCCUCAUCGGCAGCUGCUGGAGACGCUGUCCGGCUGGCCCUCGCUCCGCCAGCUCGUCCUCUCCGACCCCGCCUCCGGCCCCGAGCUUCGGCGAGCCUACAAUUCGUGCGUGCUGGCGCUGGUGGACCUGCGCUGCUUUCACCUCAACACCGUGGCCCGCUACGUCGCCGUCCCGUCCAGCCGGGCCAGACUCGGCGGCUGCCCCUUCGCAGGGGGGGGCCUGGCCCUGCAGGGGGACCGGGGGUCAGGGGGCACCAACGCCCUGCUCUUCCUAAAAGGGAUCCGGGACGACACCAAAAGAGCCCUCAUAACCGACCAAUGAGGCGCACUCCUCUCUCGUACCGCACUUUUGCGGGCGCGUCUCCGUCUCCACGGCGGCCGUGCCCGUACCGGGUGGCCAUUUUGUUUCGGGAUUCUCUGGUGCGGAUAAUGAUGAAUGCAAGCACGUUUCACUAUGUGCAGACCAUAAAGAGAAAGGGAAUGAUGUAUGUAACAUGUAAACUGCCGACCUAAGUAUUUAUCUCAGCUCUGAGCUUCUGUAAUGUUAUUAUUCUAUUAUGUUAUUGUUAAUUUUAUUACCAUACACGAUGUCAUGAAACAAAGCAACACUAUUUCUCCCUCUCUAUUGUGACCCAUUUCCCCUUUCUGCCCCCCAUACUCUCUCUUACUUCUCUUUCUGCUUUGUCACACCGUUCUCACUCUCACACUUUAUGAGUUGGUGCUGAUGGUAGAUGUUUGUGGUUAAUGGUACAUGCCUGCCAUAGCUCUGCCAGUAUCGCAGUGAGGCGGGUACGUGCAGCAGUGGGUACGUGUGUUGGCAGGGCCUUCGCCGGGUGCUGACACACGCAACCUUUCCGAGAGGGCCAGUGCACAUUAAGGCUCACGGACUCCUCCUGUGUCCUCACCACACAAACGUGUUGUAGCUGUUAACCUGUGUGUCUUCGACAAUGUAAUAAACGUUCACAAAUGUAAUAAAUGUCCACAAAUGUAAUGCAUUUCCAUAAAUGUAAUGAAGAUCAAAAAUGUUAUGAAGGUCACAAAAUGCAA